AUGUCUCAAGGUACAUUAUAUGCCACUCAACAAAUCAGAAGUAUUGCCCCAAAGGUAAUCAUCAAACAAUUCGGUUUAGAUGUUAAAAUUUCUGAUAAAGAUGGGGAUUAUGAGAAAUAUUUCCCAUUGGGUAAAAUCCCUGCUUUUAUUGGUCCAAAGGGAUUAAAAUUACAUGAAGUUAUUGCAAUUUGUCUUUAUUUGAUUAAUUUAGGUGAUCCUAAAUCUAAUUUAUUAGGUAAAAAUGCUACUGAAUAUGCUCAAGUUAUCAAAUGGUGUUCUUUUGCUAACAUGGAAAUUUUACCAACUAUUGCUAGAGUCUUUAGAACCAUCUUGGGUGUUUUUCCAUACAACAAGAAGGUUGUUGACGAAGGUAAUGCCUUCCUUGACAAGGCUAUUCCUGUUUUUGAAGCUAGAUUAAAAGAAUUUACUUAUUUAGUUGGUGAAAGAGUUACUCUUGCCGAUAUUUUAGCUGCUUCUUAUUUCGUCAGAGGUUUUGAUAAUAUCUUUGGUGCUGAUUGGAGAAAGAAAUAUCCAAACACUACUAGAUGGUUCAAGACUUUGAUUUCUUCUAAAUAUUUAUCUGAAUAUUUCCCAGAUUAUAAAUUUAGAGAAAAGCCAGUUGAAUAUGUUCCUCCAAAGAAGGAAAAGAAGCAACAACAACCAGCUAAAAAGGAAGCUGCUCCAAAGAAGGAAAAGCCUGCUCCUGCUGCUGAAGAUGAUGAACCUCCUGCUGCACCAAAACCAAAACAUCCAUUGGAAGCUUUGGGUAAACCAAAAGCUGCGUUGGAUGAAUGGAAGAGAGUUUAUUCUAAUGAAGAAACUAGAGAAGUUGCUAUUCCAUGGUUUUGGGAAAAUCAAUACAAUCCAGAAGAAUGGUCAUUAUGGAAAGUUGAUUAUAAAUAUAAUGAUGAAUUAACUUUAACUUUCAUGUCUAACAAUUUAGUUGGUGGUUUCUUUAAUAGAUUAUCUGCUUCUACCAAGUAUAUGUUUGGUUGUAUGGUUGUUUAUGGAGAAAACAACAAUAAUGGUAUUACUGGUGCUUUCUUAGUUAGAGGUCAAGAUUAUAAGCCAGCUUUUGAUGUUGCUCCAGAUUGGGAAUCUUAUGAAUUCACCAAAUUGGAUGCAUCUGAUGAAAAAUCUAAGAAGUUUAUUAACAAUAUGUUUGCUUGGGAUGAACCUGUUAUUGUUAAUGGUGAAAAGAGAGAAAUUGCCGAUGGUAAGGUAUUUAAAUAA
Messenger RNA from Hemisphaericaspora subhashii, 1233 nucleotides. It is a transcript of the gene CAM1, whose product is annotated as translation elongation factor EF1B gamma. Gene Ontology annotation, molecular function: translation elongation factor activity. Gene Ontology annotation, biological process: translational elongation. Bases 1 to 1233 code for a protein of 410 amino acids. Gene Ontology annotation, cellular component: nucleus; cytoplasm. The transcript is spliced from 2 exons. NCBI's taxonomy places the organism in Eukaryota, Fungi, Ascomycota, Pichiomycetes, Serinales, Debaryomycetaceae. The record is from RefSeq and is a predicted model, not a curated record.